UCCGAUGCAGGUCUGUAUGAGUAAGCGGUACGACGGCUCGCAGCGGGCGCUGGAUCUCAAGGGGCUCCGUGUUGACCCAGAUCUGGUGUCGCAGAGCAUCGACGCCGUGCUCAACCAACGCAGCUGCAUGAUGGCGGUGCUGCGCAUCAUCGAGGAGAACAUCCCCGAGCUGCAGUCCCUCAACCUGAGCAGCAACAAACUCUACCGCCUGGACGACCUUUCGGAGCUGGCGCAGAAAGCGGCCGGCCUGAAGAUCCUCGACCUGUCGCGCAACGAGGUGAGGGGCAGCAGGUCACCAACUCUGACCCGUUCUUGCUGUAGAACCAUAGAGUUGCAGUUCAGGAAGUCCUCCAAGGUCCCCAGGUCCAACCCAUCCCCACCGUGGAACCACAGAGUUGAGAUUGAGGAAGUUCUCCAAGGUCACCAGAUGAGACCCAUCCCCACCGUGGAACCAUAGAGUUGAGAUUGGGAAGUCCUCCAAGGC
Messenger RNA from Lagopus leucura (white-tailed ptarmigan), 484 nucleotides. RefSeq names its product nuclear RNA export factor 1-like. The transcript has 3 exons. Gene Ontology annotation, molecular function: RNA binding; protein binding. The coding region runs from base 5 to 457 and encodes 150 amino acids. NCBI's taxonomy places the organism in Eukaryota, Metazoa, Chordata, Aves, Galliformes, Phasianidae. Gene Ontology annotation, cellular component: nucleus. Gene Ontology annotation, biological process: poly(A)+ mRNA export from nucleus. The record is from RefSeq and is a predicted model, not a curated record.